AAAAGACACACAGACGGAUGGACGGACAGAUAGGCAAGUGAUCCAAAAAAAUAAUACAGCUACGGGUUCCGCGUUCUUUUUGUUUUGUUUUCAUCCUUUAUUUAUUUAUUUGCUUUAUUUAUUUAUUUAUCGAUUGAUUGCGUUUUAAUUACUACCUUGUGACAGAGAGGGAGGAGGAGCGAAGGCCAAGCGAGCACGUUGUGCAGCCUUACUAAUUGUUUAUUUAUUUGUUUAUUUAAAUAAGAUAAGAUUAAUUAGGUUAUUUAAUUGCAUUUCAAACACAAAUAGCUGCUUUAUGUGUGCAUGUGUGUAUGUGAGAAAGAGCUAUAGUUAAACGGCUAGAAACCAAAUAAAUGAACCAAAAACACAAAUCCAAAUAAGAACACAACAGCUGCUGGCCUUUACGCGGAUGCCAGUGCGACGACAUUUCGUCUUUUUAUUAUACAUGAGAUUAAUAAUAAUAGUUUUAUUUACAAGCGAAAACCAAAGCAAAUCCGAGCGGAGGAUGCGAAGGGGAGGCCAGCGACUGUUACGCUGACUGCUCUCACGUCUAUCUCAACAGGGCAAACAGGAAAAAAAGAAUAAAAAGAGAAACGAAUAAUAGCCUACUGUGGGAAAUUAAGAAAUAGCCUAUAUCAAACGGUUCUUCUAUGGGUUGUAGCUUCCUAUCUACGACGGGACCUCCGAUACAGGCGAGAAACAACUACACGAACACUGAUAAUAAUAAUAAUAAUAAUAAUAAUAAUAAUAAUAAUAAUAAUAAUAAUAAUAAUAAUAAUAAUUACCAAAACAACAUCGCUACCGUUAAAGAAAAUAGGGUAUCCCGACUAUCCGUCUGUGUGUUAGUCUGGGCUGAGAGCGGUUAUCUUUAAUUACAACACACCCAAGGGACCAUCGAAUAUAUGUAUUCUAUACAAUUUUACAACAAAAAAGACAUACCGACACCAAACAGACGUCCAAAAAUGUAAAUACAACUAGCCUGCAUAGAUUUGUACGUUAGUUCGACGAAUUAGGCUACUGCGAAUUUUUUCAAGUUUUCGAAACCAAAUAUCAUUCAAACGCGGUCUACCUGGAAAACAGACGAAGAAACAGAGAAGAAGGAAAACAGAUCUGUGUUAUUAUUGCUGUAAUUAUUUCAAAAUCAGAAGACAGAGGAUCAUGUUUGUUCCCUUGCCGGUGCCGUUCGUCUUUCAGAGAACUGCUUCCGACUUCAACGCCUGGCGUCUCAAGUCCCCCCUGGCUCCGCGUUCCAACUCCGAUAUCAGGAUGUCAAAGCCAGUAGAGGUUGAGAAGCCAGGGGCAGACUCUCCAAUGGAGAGCACAGACUCAGAGAGAAAUGGUCCCGAGUCCAACCAUCAGGCUCAGCCAAUGAAAAUCAGUCCCUUCUCCCUCUCGCCCACUCUCAGCAGCGCCAAGGGUAAGAUGGACGAGUGUGGGGAGAUGUCCCCGGCUCCUGCGCCCGCUCCGGCCCCCACCCCCACACAGACGCCCCUCCCGCACACACAGCUCAUGCUGACUGGCAGUCAGUUGGCUGGGUUGACUGCGCUCCUGCCUGCGCAGCAGCAGUUGCUACUGCAGCAGGCUCAGGCUCAGCUUCUGGCCGCGGCCGUCCAGCAGUCAAACGCAGCCCACGCAGCCCACGCAGCCCACGCAGCUCAAGCAGCUCAAGCAGCUCAAGCAGCCCACGCAGCUCAAGCGGUGGCGGCAGCCAAUCAGCAGCAGCAGCAGCAACAGCAGCAGCAGCAGCAGCAACAACAGCAACAGCAGCAGCAGCAGCAGCAACCGCAGCAGCAGCAGCAGCAGCAGCAGCAAAGUCAGCAGCCAGCGCAGUCACAGGCACACAGCACACAGGAACAAACCGGUGCCCAAGCCCCGCCCCCUCCGCCCCAGCUCACCCUCUCUCAGCCAAUUCAGCUCACCGCCCAGGACAUUCAGCAGCUGUUGCAGCUGCAGCAGCUGGUCCUGGUGCCGGGGCACCCCCUGCAGUCGCCUGCGCAGUUCCUCCUGCCGCAGGCACAGCAAGGGCAGCAAGGUCUGCUAUCGACACCAAAUUUAAUUCCGCUACCUCAGCAAAACCAAGGGGGCCUCCUGUCCGCUCCACCCAGACUGGGGCUCCAAGCACAGAGGGACAAGGGUGUGGACAGCGGCGUGAGCUCGGGGACCUCUGUGGCCUCUCACCCCGAGGAGCCCAGCGACCUGGAGGAGCUGGAGCAGUUUGCGCGCACCUUCAAGCAGAGGAGGAUCAAGCUGGGCUUCACACAGGGUGACGUCGGGCUGGCGAUGGGGAAGCUGUACGGUAACGACUUCAGCCAAACCACCAUCUCCCGCUUCGAGGCCCUCAACCUGAGCUUCAAGAACAUGUGCAAGCUCAAGCCCCUGCUGGAGAAGUGGCUGAACGACGCGGAGACCAUGUCCAUCGACAGCACGUUGCCCAGCCCCAGCUCCCUGUCCUCCCCCUCCCUGGGCUUCGAGGGCUUGCCGGGCCGCCGCAGGAAGAAGCGCACCAGCAUCGAGACCAACGUGCGGGUGGCCCUCGAGCGCAGCUUCAUCGCGAACCAGAAGCCUACCUCAGAGGAGAUCCUGCUGAUCGCGGAGCAGUUGAACAUGGAGAAGGAGGUGAUCCGGGUCUGGUUCUGCAACCGGCGCCAGAAAGAGAAACGCAUCAACCCUGCCAGCGCCACCCCCCCUUUGCCCAGUCAGCCCCCCCCUGCGACGCACAAACCCCCCUGCUACAGCCCGCACAUGAUGUCCAGUCAGGGACUGUCCCAGGCCGUCACCAGCCUCAGCACAACAGUGACCACAAUGUCGUCAGUUUGUCCUCUGACCCCCAGCGGUCCUGCCACCCUCAGCUCCGCCCCUUCCCCAGUGACCCCGCCUCCUCGCAGCACAGCUAGCCCCGCCCCCCCCAGCCACAGCACACUGGGCCUCAACACAGGCUUGUGGCGUGUGGGUAAAAAGAACGGUGACGUGUCUAACUACAUCACCGAUUUCGCUGCAAACUUGAGGAACACUAUGAUGGGAGUUAACACAGGGAUGAACCAAGCUCUCAUCAGCAACAACCCACUGGCUACUAUACAAGGUGUGUGUGUGUGAGGAGAAGGAGAGAGAGGGUGGGCUGUAGGGAGAGUGGUGUAGCAAACUAAACGGAGGUGAGACUGUGAAGGGGGAGAAACAGUGCAGAAUGGGACUGAGGAGACGAGACAGGCCAGGAAAGAGGAGCAAAGAGGCAGAAACCACAAGGCAAAAGAAAACAAAUGCAUAUUUCAGCAAUGUUUGUUAUUUAUUUAGAGGAUGCUGUAAACCUCAGCCGCUUAUAGGCUGUGCAGAUUCAGAG
Molecule: messenger RNA, 3334 nt
Organism: Anguilla rostrata (American eel)
Lineage: Eukaryota; Metazoa; Chordata; Actinopteri; Anguilliformes; Anguillidae
Gene: pou2f2b
Product: POU class 2 homeobox 2b
Exons: 16
Coding region: 1159-3093 (644 amino acids)
Biological process (GO): regulation of transcription by RNA polymerase II
Cellular component (GO): nucleus
Molecular function (GO): DNA-binding transcription factor activity, RNA polymerase II-specific; RNA polymerase II cis-regulatory region sequence-specific DNA binding
Source: RefSeq, a predicted model, not a curated record